AUGUCUGUGUGGGUCAUCCAGACCCAGCUUGGCCUAGCUAAAGGGCGUGCCUACGCUACGUGCAGCAAAGAAGACACACCGGCGGGUACGGUCGUGUAUACGCUGCGUGGCCGUGACCCGUUCAACCGGCCCGUGACGUACAGCGUAUCCGGUGACGUGCUCAGCGUCAACCCCGUCACCGGCGACGUCACCCUCGUCAAGCCCGUCGACAGAGAGACCACGAGGGUCAUAGAGACCAUCAUUACCGUGUCUGUUGAGCCCGAGGGCGGAGCGGCUCCGAUCAUCGUGCCUUUGAAACGACAGGUUCCUGUUGAAGACGUCAACGACAACGUCCCUGAAAUCGGCGACAGGCUAAAUUUGACCUUUGAGCCCGAGGGCGGAGCGGCUCCGAUCAUCGUGCCUUUGAAACGACAGGUUCCUGUUGAAGACGUCAACGACAACGUACCUGAGUUCGUGGGAGGCCCGUACAAGUUCACAGUGGAAGAGUCGACGUCGGUUGGAGCGACGUUGUUCAGUGACGUGACCGUCACUGACCUAGACGCUGGCCCCAACAGCCAAAUAGACGUGCUCUGUGACGUUGCCCAGUCACGUGAGCUGGUACAAGGUACGCGCGUGCUACGUGUACGUGUGCGUGAUGCUGACGAAGGAACACCUCGUCCUCUGUCGCUGUCCCUGGAGGGCGACGUGAAGGGAUACUUCGUCCUGCAGGACGUGCACGAGGACGACGAGGGUGUCACCAACGCUGUCAUCGUCACCUCCAACGUCCUGCUAGACAGGGAGGAUCCUGACGUCAUGAACAACGGCGGGAUUUAUUCCUUCUCUAUUAAGGACGAGCGGCCUGUGUUCCUGAACAGCCCCUACAGCGCCACCGUCAGGGAGGGCGUCGCCAGCUCACGUGAGCUGGUGCAAGGUACGCGCGUGCUGCGUGUACGCGUGCGUGAUGCUGACGAAGGAACACCUCGUCCUGUGUCGCUGUCCCUGGAGGGCGACGUGAAGGGAUACUUCGUCCUGCAGGACGUGCACGAGGACGACGAGGGCGUCACCAACGCUGUCAUCGUCACCUCCAACGUCCUGCUCGACAGAGAGGAUCCUGACGUCAUGAACAACGGGGGGAUAUACUCCUUCUCUAUUAAGGCUGAGGAGGUCGGGGGGUCAGAGAGCGACGUGGCGACGGCCGCGGUGACGAUCGUCGUCACGGACGCUAACGACGAGCUGCCUGUCUUCAGCGCUGACCAGGUGCACGUCAGCGUGGGGGAAGAUCUGGCGAACGGUACCCCGCUGUCGGGACUUGACCUCACAGUAGCGGAUGGGGACUUGGGUGAGAACGCUAAGUUCGACUUAAGUUUGGAAGACGUGUUCCCCAGCGGCAGCGCGGGUGUCUUUAGUGUGUCCCCCCAGACUGUUGUGGGACGGUCACCCGUCAUACUUAAAGUAUACAGGUGAGGCUCUCAGUCUUACAGAUCGUCGGUGAGCGAGUCUGCCAAGCCUGGCACAUCCAUUGGGCAGAUCACCGCUAAGGACGCUGACUCUGGUGACUUCGCUCAGCUCAGCUACUCGCUCAAAGGUUUCGGCAGCGAAAAGUUCCGCGUAGACCCCGACACUGGCGAAAUUUUCCUGUCUUCAUGCGGUGGUCUGGACACUUGUCUGGACUAUGAACGUCAGGCUUCCUACUCGCUGACGUACGUCGCUACAGACGGCGGAGGACGUGUGACGUCAGUUAACCUCUUCGUUGACGUGCUCGACGAGAACGAUAACUCACCGAUGUUCUCACAGCUCGUCUUCCGACGAACUGUUGACGAGGGAGCUACGGAGUUCGUUCCUCCGCUCAUGGUUGAGGCGACGGACGCUGACGGCGAGCAGCAGGGCGCUGGCCGAGUGUUGUAUGCCAUACAAGAUGGCAACACCGACGAUCAGGUCUUCAAGAUUGAUCCUGACACUGGUGAAGUGACCGUGCGACGACCGCUGACGUAUCUUGAUACUCCAUCAUCAUCAUACUCCAUCACUGUGAGGGCAUCUGAUGCAGGGACUCCGCCUCGGUUCACGGACGUACGCGUCCUGAUCAAAGUUGGGCGCCAGACGAACAAGGCGCCCAGGUUCCUACAGAAGUCCUACACGGCAAGGAUAUACGAGACGGCCCAGCCAGGGUCUCUGGUGGAGACGGUGCAGGCGAUGGACCCAGACGGCGACGCUAGUGCAGGCGACAUCAGCCUGUACAGGCUGGGGCGAGGAGCAGGCGACACGUUCGUCAUCGACGCCGCCACAGGCGACGUGAAGCUCGCCCCCCUCGCCCACCUCGACCGCGACCAGACCGACCAGUACCUGAUCGAGGUGCUGGCAGUAGACCGGGGUGAAGAUGUCCCCCAGACCGCCACGGUCACGCUCACCGUCGACGUUCUCGACGUCAAUAACAAACCUCCUGCAUUUGUUCAACCCUCGUACACGGCGCACGUCAGCGAGCGCCUGCCGCUGGGGUCGCCGGUGCUGACGGUGAGCGCCAGGGACCCUGACGAUGACGCUGAGCUGCGUUACGACGUGCGGGACGAAACAGCGCUGCAGCCGUACUUCCUCACGGUGACCGUCACGGACGUUAACGCUACGUUAACAAACGUUAACGCUACGGACGUAAACGCUACGGACGUCGCACCCAACCAGACUGCGUCCGCGGAAGUGACGGUAUACAUACAAGCAUUCAGCGACAAGAACCCGAUAUUCAGCGCCCCCUGGACGCCCGCGCACCCGCUGCUGACGGUGCAGCUCAGGGAGGAAGAGCCUUUAGACAAGCCUGUCUUUGCCGUCACUGCCAAAGACCCCGUCUCAGGCCAGCCCGUUAGGAGGUACGCGAAAGUACCGGACUCGGACCCCGACAACAUCUUCUCCGUCGCCCCCAUCACCGGGCAGGUCUCUCUCAACCGCAGGGUGGACUAUGAAGCCUCAGAGACUAAG
Molecule: messenger RNA, 2943 nt
Organism: Hyalella azteca
Lineage: Eukaryota; Metazoa; Arthropoda; Malacostraca; Amphipoda; Hyalellidae
Product: cadherin-23
Biological process (GO): homophilic cell-cell adhesion
Cellular component (GO): plasma membrane; catenin complex
Molecular function (GO): calcium ion binding; cadherin binding
Source: RefSeq, a predicted model, not a curated record